ACUACUAAAGUAACAUAGCCGAAGGGCAUUUCAGUAAAAUCACAUCCUUCCCUCCUCCCUCUUCCCAUCUCUUGGACGUUUAAACGUCGUCGUCUCACCUCCGCUGCUACAUCGGCCGAUUUCAAGCCUGAAACUUAGCUUCGUUUCGGGGAGGAAAAAAAAGACCUAGCUUUUUAAAAUCGAAACCCUAGCUACUGCAUCUUUCAAAGCCCUAGCUCUUGAAUUUUUGAAACGUUAUCUGCUGAAUCUUUGAAACCCUACCUGAAAUUGAUAUUGAUAAUGGUGGGACCGUCGACGCUGGUGGGGUUACAAGAUCACCUGAAAUUGGCGAGGGAGUACGCUAUUGAAGGCCUCUACGACACCUCCAUUAUCUUCUUUGAUGGUGCCAUUGCUCAGAUCAACAAGCACUUAAACACACUUGAUGACCCUUUGAUUCGCACAAAAUGGAUGAAUGUCAAGAAAGCUCUUUCAGAGGAAACAGAGGUUGUGAAGCAGUUGGAUGCAGAAAGAAGGGCCUUCAAGGAAAUUCCUGGGGGACGGCGCCCUUCAUCACCUCCAAUCUCAACUAAAUCAUCUUUUGUUUUUCAACCACUGGAUGAGUACCCAACUUCAUCUGGUGCUCCCAUGGAUGAUCCUGAUGUAUGGAGGCCACCUAGUCGGGACACUACGAGUAGAAGAUCUGCAAGAUCUGGUCAGGUGGGCAUGAGAAAGACUUCACAAGAUGGAACAUGGCCUCGUGGUUCUACAAGGGGAGGAGCAGCUCCGCGUGGAGGAAAGUCUGGUGCUUCAAGUAGAACUCACUCAGGUGUCCGAGCAUCAACAACUGGAAGGAAGGGCUCUAGCAAAUCUAACACUGACAAGGCUGAUUCGGUGAAUGGUGAUGCUGAAGAUGGAAAAUCAAAGAGGGCACAGUAUGAGGGACCUGAUCCAGACUUGGCUGCAAUGCUUGAAAGGGAUGUUUUGGAGACUAGCCCUGGAGUGAGAUGGGAUGAUGUUGCAGGAUUGAGUGAAGCCAAAAGACUCCUAGAGGAAGCUGUUGUCCUUCCUUUAUGGAUGCCUGAAUAUUUCCAGGGAAUUAGGAGACCAUGGAAAGGUGUUCUUAUGUUUGGUCCUCCUGGUACUGGCAAGACACUUUUGGCUAAAGCUGUUGCUACUGAGUGUGGUACAACAUUCUUCAAUGUUUCUUCUGCUACCUUAGCCUCAAAAUGGCGUGGGGAGAGUGAGCGCAUGGUCCGUUGCUUAUUUGAUCUUGCAAGAGCUUAUGCUCCAAGUACUAUUUUUAUUGACGAGAUUGAUUCUCUUUGCAAUGCUCGGGGGGCUUCAGGGGAGCACGAAUCUUCCAGACGGGUGAAGUCUGAACUUUUGGUUCAGGUUGAUGGUGUAAACAACAGUUCUACAGGUGAAGAUGGUAGUCGAAAAAUAGUGAUGGUUCUGGCAGCUACAAAUUUUCCAUGGGAUAUAGAUGAAGCACUCAGGAGGAGGCUGGAAAAGCGUAUAUACAUCCCUCUCCCAAAUUUUGAGAGUCGCAAGGAGCUUAUACGGAUCAAUUUGAAAACUGUGGAGGUGGCUCCUGAUGUAAAUAUCGACGAAGUGGCUCGCCGCACUAAGGGGUACAGUGGAGACGAUCUGACAAAUGUUUGCCGGGAUGCUUCCUUAAAUGGCAUGAGACGGAAAAUAGCAGGUAAGACACGAGAUGAGAUUAAGAACAUGCCCAAGGACGAGAUUUCAAAUGAUCCUGUCGCCAUGUGUGACUUUGAAGAAGCAAUAACCAAGGUUCAACGGAGUGUUUCUCAGGCUGAUAUCGAGCGCCAUGAGAAGUGGUUUUCUGAAUUCGGAUCUGCAUAGAAAAGAAGAAGCAAUCUGAAAGAUGUUGAUUCUUUGCUUGCUGCUCUCAUGACCUGUGUCUGUCGAGUGUCCAGUUUGUUGGGUGAUUGUUUCUGUGACCCUGUUUGCUGUUCUGUUUAUGGGUUUUGAGAGUGUUGAAUGGUCUCACAUUGUUGUGUUGGUUUUGUAUCUGUAACCUCCAAUAUAAUGUAAUUUGAUCAUGUUUUGGAAGACUCCUUCGAUCUAUACUAGUAGAUUAACAUUUCAUUCAAA
Messenger RNA from Vitis riparia (riverbank grape), 2097 nucleotides. RefSeq names its product katanin p60 ATPase-containing subunit A1. Gene Ontology annotation, cellular component: microtubule cytoskeleton. Gene Ontology annotation, biological process: microtubule severing. NCBI's taxonomy places the organism in Eukaryota, Viridiplantae, Streptophyta, Magnoliopsida, Vitales, Vitaceae. The transcript is spliced from 7 exons. Bases 280 to 1845 code for a protein of 521 amino acids. The record is from RefSeq and is a predicted model, not a curated record. Gene Ontology annotation, molecular function: microtubule binding; ATP binding; microtubule severing ATPase activity.